Messenger RNA from Pantherophis guttatus, 4123 nucleotides. It is a transcript of the gene TMC3, whose product is annotated as transmembrane channel like 3. Gene Ontology annotation, molecular function: mechanosensitive monoatomic ion channel activity. NCBI's taxonomy places the organism in Eukaryota, Metazoa, Chordata, Lepidosauria, Squamata, Colubridae. Gene Ontology annotation, cellular component: plasma membrane. The record is from RefSeq and is a predicted model, not a curated record.
ACCCUGGAUACAUGGGAGAAGCAAAUUCAGCAUUAAUGCUACAGUGCUACAGUUUUUGAUGUGCUGUGCCUUUAAGACCAUGAACGUAUUCUGAGCUUUCUGAUAUUUCCCAGAGCUAGGAGUGUCUGAUGCAGGCAGGGAUGGAAAUAGAGUCCACUUCAACAUCUGUGAGUUUAUAACUCUCUUUAUAUCUGGUUUCUAAUCAUCUUUUCCUCCACCUUCUUGCAACUUGGCUACUCUGCUUGUGGCUUUUAAGAAAAAAUCCUUUAAAAAAAAAAAGCAUCAGAAAGUUCUAAGAUGUCAUUUGGAGGGGGCAGUUCAGCCGCGAAAAAUGCAAGAACCUGCAAGAGAUCUAAAACUGUGAAGCGACAUGCCAGCAUCUACACCUAUCCGGAACCACCUCACAGCAACUCAGAUGAAGAUAAUGGGGAUGAGAAGGGCGACAGCAAUGACCCCGAACAGAUCUUCCAGAACAUACAAUUUCAGAAGGAAAUUAUGGCCAACAUUCGUUGCAGGCCAUGGCCCAUGAGACAAAAACUCCGAGCAUUGAGACAAGCUAAAGAGAUUGUAUUGAAGUACGAAGGUCGGCUGACUCGGACAAGAGGCUAUCAAGCUGCUGGAGCAGAGCUAUGGAGAAAAUUUAUUAGGCUUGCAUAUAACUUCGUGGUCAUCUUCAUUCCUUGGGAAAUGAGAAUCAAGAAAAUUGAAAGUCACUUUGGCUCAGGGGUCGCCUCUUACUUUAUCUUUUUGCGAUGGCUGUUUGGCAUCAACAUUGUCCUCACCAUCAUGACAGGAGCCUUUGUGGUUUUGCCAGAAAUCUUGGCUGGAGAUGCCUUUGGAACUACGCCCAACAAGCGGAUCCCCAGUGAUCAAUUUCAUUCUGCACAAGAUCUGGAUACCAUCUGGUCUUUGGGGGGUUACCUUCAAUACUCCGUUUUGUUCUAUGGAUAUUAUGGGCAGGCAAGGAAAAUUGGGAGUGCUGGUUACCGACUGCCCCUUGCCUAUUUCCUUGUUGGAAUGGCAGUCUUUGCCUACAGUUUCAUCAUUCUCUUGAAGAAGAUGGCCAAAAAUUCAAGACUGAGCCUUGCAAGUGCUUCUGAUGAAAACUACACAUUUUGUUGGAGAUUGUUUUGUGCCUGGGAUUACUUGAUUGGCAACCCUGAAGCUGCAGAGAGCAAGUCUGCUGCCAUAGUGAACAGCAUCCGGGAAGCUAUCUUGGAAGAGCAAGAAAAGAAAAAAAGCACAAACCUGGCGGUGACAAUAGCCUUAAGAAUCAUUGCAAACAUCUUGGUGCUUCUCUGCCUUGCUGGAAGUAUUUACAUCAUUUAUUUUGUAGUGGAUCGAUCCCAGAAGUUGGAAAGGAUGAAAAAAGAGCUGACCUUGUGGGAAAAGAAUGAAGUGAGCGUGGUUGUGUCUCUCAUCACCAUGCUUGCACCAUCUGCAUUUGAACUGAUAGCUGCAUUAGAGAUGUAUCACCCCCGAACUACUCUUCGUUUCCAGCUUGCCAGAGUUUUGGUCUUAUAUUUGGGAAAUCUCUACAGCUUGAUCAUCGCCCUUCUGGAUAAAGUGGAUAGCAUGAGCUUUGUUGAGACUGAAGUUCUUAAAAAUAGAAGUAACGCCGUGGAUACCACUACCUUCUUAGCAGCAAAAAUCCUUCUGGAGCACAACUUUUCAACCCCAACUCCAAAUAUGCAAACAAUUAAGAAUGGCACUUUCCUUCUAUCUGAGAAUCACACCCAAAGCUACGCUCACCUGAUUCAACUCAACAAUACAGCACCUUAUGACUUCAACAGCAGAAGUCACCAAAGUCAAUGCUGGGAGACCUAUGUUGGUCAAGAGAUGUUGAAAUUGUCAAUUAUCGAUAUGCUGUUCACAGUAGCUAGCAUCCUCCUGAUUGAUUUCUUCCGUGGGCUUUUUGUCCGGUACUUAAGUGACUGUUGGUGCUGGGAUCUAGAAAGCAAGUUUCCAGAAUAUGGGGAAUUCAAAAUAGCAGAAAAUGUCCUGCAUUUGGUCUACAAUCAAGGGAUGAUCUGGAUGGGAGCCUUCUUUUCCCCCUGCCUGCCUGCGUUCAAUGUCCUCAAGCUGAUUGGGUUGAUGUACCUGAGAAGUUGGGCAGUGUUGACCUGUAAUGUCCCACAUCAGCAAGUCUUCCGAGCUUCAAGAUCUAACAACUUCUACUUAGCUAUGCUUCUAUUUAUGCUCUUUCUGUGUAUGCUCCCAACGAUCUUUGCUAUUGCUCGCUACAAGCCAUCUCUAACCUGUGGCCCAUUUAGUGGGCAAGAAAAAAUCUAUGACAUUGUGUCUGAAACUAUUCGAAAUGACUUUCCUCCCUGGUUCAACUCUGUGAUGGCUUACCUCAGUAGUCCCGUGGUGGUCCUUCCAGCUUUGUUAUUACUCUUCAUGCUAAUAUAUUACCUGCAGAGUAUUGCGAGGUCAUUAAAAUUCACCAACAACCAACUAAGGAUGCAGAUCCAAACAGAAAGAACUGAAGACAAGAAAAAAGUGGUCCAAAUGGCAGCAGCUAGAAUCCAAAACGUAGAAGGAAAUGGCAAGAGGCCCGAACAGGAGACUGACGUCAUCAGUCAGGAGUCUUCAGCUCGGUCCUCAACCCCUAGGAAAAACGGCAGUGUAGUAAACUUUGAAUCUCCUAAAGCCAGCCAAAUACAGACAAUAUCUCAAUCAGUGCCACCACCUGAAAUACUGAAAGCAGUGGGACCAUCCCCAGCAAAAGAUAAUCCAGGUAUUCCGACACCUGUAGCGCCAAUACCCGUCACUCCAACGCCACCUAUUCCUGAGAUGGUGAAACCUAGAACAGAACCUUCAAUCAACAGAUACCCAAACCCGAUCCAUGGGAGUGCUAGUGAACUCUGCAAAACCAAAGCCUAUACUCCUGUAAAGGUGAAGAAACCCGUGGAAGAUGUUCAUUCAGAGCCCUUGUUCAGAAAGUGCCCCCAAAUGAAGCCGGAGCCUCACGGGCCCCCCGGGGGCCCCCCUUUUGUGAGCCGCAGAGCUCACACAGCCAAGUACUACCUUGUCAACGAGCAUCAGCCCCGUAAAAAAAUCUUCCGUGCCACAACUCGGCUGCCAAGGAACAUCCGGAUGGACGAGGCAGGUGACUUCGUGGAGUUGUAUCCGCGUCACGUCAGAAGAUACGUGGUCCGAACGCCCCGCAGGGCCUACUCGCCUCAUUACACUGAGGAGGAAGAAGAAGAGUACAGAAGAGGCGUCGCUAGGCAGACUCACCGCCCACGGUCCUUGUCGGACCUUCGGGCCCCCCCUCGCUUCUACAUCGGGGAGUGGACCGACAACCAGGUUCUGCCGAGCAGGUCUCUAGCGAAAAUGCACUACAAGUCUUGGGAAGAUGGUUUUGGGUUGACCUACAGCAGGGGACCCCAUCCUCACAGAAAGAUACACCUGAAGAAUAUUGAAUUCGACCAGCAUUACCCAGAACACCCUGCCAAAGCCAAGCCCAAACCCAAACCGGUUCCAUCCCCCACCGAGUCGGAUUCCAUUUCUCCUGAAUCGAGCAGCGAUCAGCCCACCAGUGGCAACGAUCAGUACAUCCAAGUCAUUCCCAGCAAAGAGAAAUAUCUGAAAUCGGGAGUCAAAGGAACCCCCCAAAAGACAAAGUCCGGCAUGGAGUUGAACCUGGCCGAAAUGAAUGACCUGAUAUGCUCCAAUGUCUAAUUUAAUUUAAUUAUUUAAUUUAUCAAAUUUCUAUGCCGCCCAACUCCCAAGGGACGCAGAUAAAGUGGGGAGGGGCGGGAGAGAGAAAAGACUGCAACAUUUGAGAACUGUAAACUUGGGGUACCCUCAGAGCUCUGUCGGAUACCCCCCAAAUCCCAAAUGCUUCUGCAUUGCUAUAUUCUACUUGAGGAUGAAUGUUGGGUUAGCUUCAAUCCUAUAACAUUCUUCUUAUUUGCUUAUUCUUGGCUGAAUUAUCCUCGCUCUAUCAUUAUACUGCAAUAAAUGACCAUUAAAAAUCAUCUUUAACAAGCACAGAGGAGAAACUGAUCCCACACUAUGAAUCUUGCUGUAUUUAAGUAAUGGAUUCUGGCAUCAGCAGGCCAGCUUCCAGAACAGGGGCUGCCGUCUCUGUUCAACUUCAAUUACUCUGCUCACU